AUGGCUGGGAUCGGCCAAGAUACAUCGUAUGCAAAAGGGCAGCAUACAAUCUGGAGAGGUGCAGUGAUAGAGCCUGUCAAGACCUCAGCGCCUUCUGCAGGCAGAGCCCAGGAACCCACCAGAGCUCCCCCACAAGAUGUUGCAGAGCAGAAAGAACCAGUCCCCAUCACUGAGCGCCAGGAGGCGGUGAAGGAGGCCUUCCUACACGCGUGGAAGGGUUACAAGCAGUUUGCCUGGGGUUACGAUGAGCUGAAGCCUAUCUCCAAAUCGUACAGCGAGUGGUUCGGCCUCGGGCUCACACUCAUAGAUGCCUUGGACACCAUGUGGAUCAUGGGUCUGAAAGAAGAGUUUCAGGAAGCCAAAGAAUGGGUGGCUUCCAAGCUGACCUUUGACAAGAAUGUUGAUGUCAACCUGUUUGAAAGCACCAUCCGGAUAUUGGGAGGACUGCUGAGCACUUACCAUCUGACCCAGGACCCUAUGUUCCUCGAUAAAGCAAAAGACAUUGGCACUCGCCUGCUCCCAGCCUUUAAAACCCCAUCCAAGGUGCCUUUCUCCGACGUGAACAUUGGUAGUGGUGUGGCCCACCCUCCGCGAUGGACAUCUGACAGCACCGUGGCUGAAGUGACCAGUGUCCAGCUGGAGUUCCGAGAGCUCUCUCGGGUGACGGGAGAUGACCAGUUUAAGAAAGUGGUGGAUCAGGUCACGCAGCACGUCCACGCCCUCUCUGGGAAACGUGACGGCCUUGUGCCCAUGUUUAUCAACACCAACAGUGGACAGUUCAGCCACCUUGGAGUCUUCACCCUUGGUGCCCGAGCGGAUAGCUACUACGAGUAUUUGCUUAAGCAGUGGAUUCAGAGCGGAAAGAAAGAGACCUCCUUUUUAGAAGAUUAUAUUCAGGCCAUUGAAGGUGUCAAGAAGAACUUGCUGCGGAAAUCUGAGCCAAACAAGCUGACAUUCGUGGGGGAGCUUUCUCAUGGUCACUUCAGCCCCAAAAUGGAUCAUCUGGUGUGUUUCCUCCCCGGUACGCUGGCUUUGGGGGCACACAACGGGCUAACCAAUGAUCACAUGGAGAUUGCUGUAGCGCUGAUGGAGACUUGUUACCAGAUGUACAAGCAGAUGGACACCGGUCUGAGCCCGGAGAUCUCUCACUUCUUUCUGCAUGCUGGCAAGGGGGGCAAGGACAUAGACGUCAAGACCGCGGAUAGACACAACCUCCUGCGCCCGGAGACCGUUGAGAGCCUGUUUUAUCUGUAUCGGUUCACCGGCGACACCAAGUACCAGGACUGGGGCUGGGAGAUACUUCAGAACUUCAACAAGUACACCCGGGUCCCCACUGGUGGUUACACCUCCAUCAACAACGUGCAGAGUACAAGCAACCCGGAGCCACGGGACAAGAUGGAGAGUUUCUUCCUGGGGGAAACGCUCAAGUACCUGUUCUUGCUGUUCUCCGACGACGUAGAUCUACUGAACUUGGACAAGUUUGUCUUCAACACAGAGGCGCACCCGCUCCCAAUCUGGACAUCGUAGCAGGAGAUCGCUGCCCGAUCUUUUGGUGUCUGAUGGAGCAAGUGGGUUCCCCAUCCGUGCUGGCCAUUGAUUGCCUGCAUCUAACCGAUGUACUGUACUUAAAUACAUUGUGCUGUUCCUUUUUUAGGGUUUCAUAUCUACUGUACAAAGCUGAACUUUGCGUCUGCAGUCGGGUACAUGGAACAGGUGCAAAAGCCUAGAACCCACCAAAACACCCAACUCAGGACCAGAAGACCCGACUUUUCUAGAUGCACCGGCCAGUAGAACGAGGGCCAGGGGAGGACUUUGGAAACCUUGUAAUGUGAUCGUUUAUAACUCAGGAAUGAAGCAGAUUAAUCUGAGCCUUUUGACGCAAACGGUUUCUCUGAGGAGCCCAGAAAUGUACCUUUUUUAUCAGGCCCGAAAAGCCGUCCCACUCGUUUUACUUGGGAACACUGUGACUAAAUAACUGCAACUACAUAUCCGCUCAAUGUGUAAAUAGCGACUCUUUCACCCGCGCCGUUUCUCAGUUUAUAACCGUAGACAAGUCAUUCCAAAAUAGGACGAACCAAGCCACCUGGCCAUGAUAGGCCUGCUCAGCUGCAGUUCCGUAACAAUAUGGCGGAUUGCUAGUCUUUCUAUGGAUGUUGGCUAUAUUGUUCGAAAAUAUGUUUAGAUACUGUCUCAGUUUAUCAUUAUUGCUGGCAUUUUAAUUAUUAUUAUUAUUUUUUUUAAUAACCCUUAUUCGGAUAUUUGUGCUGCUCGCAGGCCUUAUGAUGACACCCUAUUCCCUCUCCCGUACGGGGUGCGGACUCUAAUGGUGCCGGGAUAGUAAUAGGGACAGAGGAUGGGGACGUAAGUAUCCUUCUUCAGUUACCUGCAGACAGGGCUCCAAGGCAUAAUCCGGUCAGCCUUCUUUAAUAGAAAGGGGUAGAAGUUCUAAAACACGAAGUGCAAUAUCGCUGCUUUCAGUUUGUGGUUUAAGAUAAGGGCCCCACUCUUAUUUUCUAUGUAAAGUUGUUUAACAAACAUAGGGGGAGAGUUAUCAGAACUUGGAGAAAGAUAUAGUAUAGUAGCAACCAAUCAGCUUCUGACGUUUUCUAGCACAGCCUGUAAAAUGACAGGAGCUGCUUGGCUGGUACUUUUUUUCUUUCUCCAAGCUUUGAUAAAUCUCCCCCCCAUGCCUCCGUGUGUCAGCAAGAGCACCAGCCCAAACUGCGAGGGUUGAUUGAAAAAGCAAUGAGACUGCCUCUGUUUUUCUGUCAUGGUGGAUGGGGACGACAUAUCUGAGAUUACGUCAGAGUUAUGUGAUUUGAAUUUUGUGUUGGAAAAAGCGGAAGUGAAAUGCAUGAAAACUUACGGCAGCAUACGGUAGAGAAACAAUUAGCCGUGCUGCAGUAUUUCGGUUGUGGAAGCACUUCCGAGAGGGUAAUAAGCGAGUGUCUGACGAAGUGCGUUGUGGGAGAACAUCCAUUGCGCUAACAACUGCCGUGACAAAACCUACGAAGAUAUUCCUUGCACUGUGACCAAAGAAGACUACGGCAGUCCAACCACAGGUUCAGACAUAUUGAUAUAUGAGCUUCACAAUAACCAGCGUAGCACUGCCACAUUUGCCUAUGGCGCAGAAAAACAGAGGCAGUCUCAUUACUUUUCAAUCAGCCCUCGUAGAUCUAAUUUUUUUUAAUCAUAUUCCUUUACAUAAAAAAUGGAGUAGGCUGUCUGGUACCACAGCUCUGUAAUGACCGUAAUACUCAGAUGUCCAGUUUUGGGUGUUGCACGAUAUCAUCUCAAACGAUACACGUUCCCUAUACACUUGGCACCGAUGCACGUUCCCUAUACACUUGGCACCGAUGCACGUUCCCUAUACACUUGGCACCGAUGCACGUUCCCUAUACACUUGGCACCGAUGCACGUUCCCUAUACACUAUACACUUGACACCGAUACACGUUUCCUAUACACUAUACACUUGACACCGAUACACGUUCCCUAUACACUUGACACCGAUACACGUUCCCUAUACACUUGACACAGAUGCACGUUCCCUAUACACUUGGCACCGAUGCACGUUCCCUAUACACUUGGCACCGAUGCACGUUCCCUAUACACUUGGCACCGAUGCACGUUCCCUAUACACUAUACACUUGACACCGAUACACGUUUCCUAUACACUAUACACUUGACACCGAUACACGUUCCCUAUACACUUGACACCGAUACACGUUCCCUAUACACUUGACACAGAUGCACGUUCCCUAUACACUUGACACCAAUACACGUUCCCUAUACACUUGGCACAGAUGCACGUUCCCUAUACACUUGGCACCGAUACACGUUCCCUAUACACUUGGCACCGAUACACGUUCCCUAUACACUUGGCACCGAUACACGUUCCCUAUACACUUGUGGGAAGGGAGUGCAGACCAGAUGGUAUUGCUAUAUUAUGUCCUAUUCAUUGCUGCUGGUUAGUGUAGUGUGGGACUCGCCCGGAUAUGCCGCUAGUAAAAUAAGGGGAGUCCGUUCUGUCAGGCUCUUUUUUUUUAUUUUAUUUUUUUAUCCAUGUUAUACAUUACAGAAAAUGGUGAACAAAAUAAUAUAUAUACUUCUAUAUAAUAUAUACAGGUUUUUUUAUUUAAUAUCAUUGAAAAGUUACAUAUGUUGGUGUGUGGAUGUAUAUAUGUGUAAAUAUAAAUAUAUAUAUUGAUCUUCUGA
Molecule: messenger RNA, 4216 nt
Organism: Pseudophryne corroboree (corroboree frog)
Lineage: Eukaryota; Metazoa; Chordata; Amphibia; Anura; Myobatrachidae
Gene: MAN1B1
Product: mannosidase alpha class 1B member 1
Exons: 10
Coding region: 1-1527 (508 amino acids)
Biological process (GO): mannose trimming involved in glycoprotein ERAD pathway; carbohydrate metabolic process
Cellular component (GO): endoplasmic reticulum; membrane
Molecular function (GO): calcium ion binding; mannosyl-oligosaccharide 1,2-alpha-mannosidase activity
Source: RefSeq, a predicted model, not a curated record